Molecule: messenger RNA, 1300 nt
Organism: Odontomachus brunneus
Lineage: Eukaryota; Metazoa; Arthropoda; Insecta; Hymenoptera; Formicidae
Product: metallophosphoesterase domain-containing protein 1
Exons: 5
Coding region: 144-1043 (299 amino acids)
Molecular function (GO): hydrolase activity
Source: RefSeq, a predicted model, not a curated record
GAUUCUCGCUUUCCUCUUUAUCGCUCCUGUGACUGAAUGCGGGUCUGUCUUGCUUUAUAUGCAGAAAGUGCAAGAAAGUACAGUUAGGUGAAGUACAGCACACGGUUUGAACACGAUAAGCUGUCAACAUUUAUCCGUUCAGCAUGAAGAUAGGUAUUCAUCCAUUGACAGCAGAUCCAACAGCAGCCUGGCACGAGUUAUCUCAACAUCAAAAAGUCGUUAAAAUAAAUACUAAAUUGCCGACGACAGAAGCACCAAGCGAUAAAUUACGGGUGGUAUGUAUGAGCGACACGCAUUCGCUCACACCAUACAUAAAUUUUGACAUACCCGCCGGUGACGUUUUCAUCCACGCCGGGGAUUUCACGAAAUGCGGUAGUCUGCAAGAGGUUAUAGAUUUUAAUAAUUGGAUAGGUAAUUUACCACACAAACACAAGAUAGUUAUAGCUGGAAAUCAUGAGCUUAGUUUUGAUCCAACGUUCACACAUCCCUUUUCCGUGCACACUAGUGGAGAUCGUCAAAAACAUACAGGAACCAGCAUACUUGACAAUAUACCCACUCUGGGUAUGUCGAAAGACACUCUUGCUGAAGCUAUUAAAACUACUAAUGUUAAAGAUUAUUUGACAAAUUGUAUAUAUUUGGAAGACUCUGAGAUUACAUUGCAUGGGAUUAAGAUAUAUGGUACUCCAUGGCAACCAGAGUUUUGUAAAUGGGCAUUUAAUGUACCGCGUGGAGAACCAUGUCUCUCGAAAUGGGAAAUGAUACCAUCAGACACGGAUAUCCUCGUAACGCACACCCCUCCUGUAGGUCACGGUGAUCUGUGCUGUAGUGGAGUACGUGCUGGAUGCGUGGAAUUGUUGUCGACGGUGCAAAAUCGAGUAAAACCCAAAUAUCAUGUUUUCGGACAUAUACAUGAAGGAUAUGGCGUAUCUUCAGAUGGCAAAGUAAUAUAUAUCAAUGCGUCAACGUGUGAUUUGAAUUAUCUGCCAAGUAAUCCACCGAUAGUAUUUGAUAUAACGUUACCUUCUGGUAUUCAAAAAUCAUAAACUAUCAUUUGAGAUGAUGUCCGAUACUAUCAACGUAUACUUCAUUGCAUAAUAUUACAUCACGAAAGUACUUCUAAUUUUUCGUACAAGCUAAAAAAACCCUAUGUGAUGGGCGUGCAACAUAUAGGAGUUUCUUGCCUUAAUUUAAAUCCUAUAUGCAAAGCAUGUAUAAAGUAUAUAAUAUAGAUUUUAAUUUAUAUCUUUCUUUUUCACACGAUUUGUAAUACCUUAAUGAUAUUAAACAAGAUCUAAUAUAA